GCCCGUGCCGGUUGGCUGUGAAAGGGUCACUUGAUGUGCUGUGUAAUCCCAGUGAAUGCGGAAGUGCUGGGCUGUUGCAGGCUGGGGAUUCCGGGAAACACACCAUCUUGGAUUGCAGCUUCUCAACAUGAAGUGUGUCCAAUGCGGACACGUAACGCAAGAUGUCGCCCCCAAAUUCUGCAGCGAGUGUGGGAAAAAACUGUCUCCCUCGGUUACUGCCGGUGUGUUCCAAGGCGAUGAAAAUGCAAACCUACCUUCUCUUUCUGAGAUGGAAGCGGAGUCUUUAAAAGAUAAAGCCCCUCCGUCCGAUUUGACGCAGAGCUGCCGAGUACCUAACGUGCAAGUGGACGAGCCGGCACCGUUGCAGGAUGGUUUAAACGCUACAUCUGGGAGGAAGAAAAAGAAAAUGAAUAAAAAUAAAGGUGCAAGUGCAGGUUUGGAAACUACGAGUUCAUCCAUGUCAGGUUUCUCCAGCUUGGAGGAUUGCAGUUUGCCCAAACAAUUAAGAGAUGAUGCCGAAGUUGCAGAUGAAGUCCGCUCUUUCAGCUCAUCACAUAGCAGCCAGUUUUCAAUUGUUGAUGAGCCAGCACCAUUGGAAGAUGGUUUAAAUUCUGUAAAAAGUAAGAAGAAGAAGAACAAAAAGAAGAGGAAACGUGUAGCUCCGGAAGCUACAAAUUCACUCCCAAGUUUCUCCAGCUUGGAAGAUGUCAAUUUGUCCAAAAAGUCAAGAGAUCUAAAUGACUCAGAAGGUCCUACGUGUGGUGGGAAUCCAAACCUACCACCUCUUUCUGAAGAAGGAAAAGAAGUAACUGGAGAGAGAGCCUCUUCUUCCAAUGCAUCAGAGAGCAGCCAAGUCUCGUAUGAACGUGCGGAAGAACCCAGUGAUGGUUCAAAUGCAACAACCAGUAAAAAAAAAAGAAGGAGAAAUAAAAACAAGGGUGCCAAUGAUUCUGAUACUACCUCACUCACUUCAGUUCCCCAAAUCUCAGGACAUCGCAGUAUUUCAGGAAAUGAAAGUACAAAUGAAGGAUAUUUGCAAAACAAAGAGGUUUCUCCAGGCACUGAAGACACCACUUUACCCUCAGCCACGGAUCCACCACUCAAUCGAGAGGAGCACAACAAAGCAGGGCUACACCAACCUGAUAAGGAUUUGACGGACAGAUUAGUUUCUGAAUCCAAGGAUAAUCUUACAAGAACUGAAAAAGAAACAGACAAAGGCUGUUCUACAGUUGAGAAAGGGAGAUCUUCUGAAGUGGAAGAAAGAAAGGUUAACCUUGAGGAGGGUUCAACAUGCAAGAAAUCUGAGGAAAAUAACAGUCCAGCCAGUGAGCACUGCAUGGACAGCACACCGGACACAAAUAAUACUUCAUCCAAAGUUCAGAAAGGUGGGCCAUCUGAGAAUUACACACACAGAGACAAUGUAAGCGACAAAACAACUACAGACAACCAAGUUACACACAAUCAGAACCCAGAACCCAGCAUUGCUAAUGAGAAACCAAAUAAGGAUGAAGGCAACAAGGUCACAAAGGAAAGUCUUCAAAAGGGUAACGAAAGAAAGAAAGGUCCGGAUCCCAAGAACAGGACAACCAAUGCGAAAUCAGGAAAGGACCAGGAAGUCCAAAAGGAUGAAAUUAAGAAGGCUGAGCAGAAGGCUGCAGCUAACGCUUCUGCCAACCCCAAUGGAGAAGACGAUGUAGAGACAAAAGGAAAAGGUUCAAAAAGCAAAAUGGUACAAAGUGAAGAUUCUAAAACCAAAGCUAAGGGUCCUGAGAAAAACAGCAAGUCUGAAAAGGAAGAGACAGAGAUGAAAAGAAAAAAUGCUUCUAGCAGCCAAACGUGCGUUCCAGCCCAGGAACAAGCGCGUUAUACAAGAUCAACAGAUCCGGCUAAUUUUAUCACGGUAUAUUUUCACGUCAUUGUUUCCAAGGACUUCAAUAUAAGACCCGAGGAAGAUAAAGUUGUAGUGAGGGCUGGAAGAAUAAAAGGAUUUAACGAUUGGAAAGAUGACAUCUGUGAAAUGCAUUGGUCACGGGAUUUAAAGGAUCAUGGAUAUCUAUUUGAAGGACAUGUCAAAAUGAAUAAAGAAAACAUGAAUAAGGAUAUCCCAUACAAGUACCUAUGCCUGCAUAAAAAGAAGAAAUCGGAGUAUGAGUACAUUUACUAUGUUGAUGGUCCAGAAAAAACGGAUGUGAAUCGCCGUCUUUACAUCAAUUCAAAUUUAACAUUUGAUAGAGAGUGGCAUCAAUAUGAUGACAUUUGCAUGAAAGAAAACAGAGGUUUUUUAAGUUAUCUAAAAUCCAUGGUGACUGAAAAAUACAACAACAUUUCUAAAGGAAAACUAAUUGCAGGAGAGAUCAUGCUUGAUAGUAUCUUCAGCAUUCUGAGCACCAGCGAUGCCAUCAACGUAUUAAAUUUCUUUAAUCAAUUGGAACAAUUUUUUUUUGUGUACAAGACACCCUAUGUGUUCGUAGACACAGCAAGGAAAUGGGAUUUGCAUAAAUUUGGAGUCAAUGAGGUAAAAACCCUGGUUUUGAACGCACUGUUUAAAAUUGUGAAGCCCUUCCUGAACCGAAAUUCAGUAACAGAAAAUUCCAUCAUAAAAGACAGAUUGGUGGCUGGAUUAGUCUGCGUCCGAGUUGUCCAAACCUACAAUAUCGAUGUGACCAAAGAAAUGCUAGCACAAAUAUGCAGUGUUCUAUGUAUGGAGGAAAAACCAAGAGAAGUAUUGCUUGAUGAACUUACAAAUGUGAAAGGCGUUUUCUCUAAAAUCCCACAAAUGGAUAUUCAUCUGAGAAAAUUGUGUCAGAGCUGCAUUGAACAGGAUGUGGAACACUGGAUUUGGAUCUUACCGUUGCUACACGCAUUCUCUGCAUCAUGUAAUCAGGGUGAUGUUUCCACAAAAUUGAAACAAGAAGAUGUUUGGGCUGCAUUGGAAGGGCUGGAAUAUGAGACCGUAAUUAAGCGUGCCAAACACAGUGAUCUUCUUCAAAUGAUGAUAACAAAGAAGCAUUUGCUGCAAACGGACAGAUCUUUGAUUCGGUCGUGGUUGUGUUUGGUACCGACAGAGAAGAUGGGAACGUUUUUGGCACAAGUUCCUUUUACUGUCGCAGAUGCACUCACUGCGUGUUGUUACAAAUUUCCUCGUACUUACAGCAAAGUUGAGGAUCGUCAGUCUGUUUUAACGAAAAUUUUGCAGAAAAUCAAAGAUCUCAAAGACAAGACCACCAGCACAGAUUCCCUUUUGCUGUGCUGUGAUGCAAGUCUUCACCUUCACAGUAUUGUGUGUGCAAACCCACGAUUCAAUAUGUAUGAGCUACCAGUCUUGACGGCAGAGAUCAUUCUAAGCCUCAUAGGAUCUGCGGUUCAACAGGAAGCAAGUAACGAGCAGCAGCCAAGAUCUGAGCUUCAAGAAAUCCAAAAAGUUUUCAGAGAGACUGUACGUUUAACUAUAAACUGGUUACAAGAAAAGUACUCAUAUUUAAAGCUAGAUUCUACAGAGUUAAAGUCCUGGAAUUGUUUUCUGUGUGCUGGUGAAAACGCUGGAGAAGAUAUCAAUGCAAAAUGGAAAGAACAUCUUCUCUCCGAGCUGCGAAUGAAAAUUAAACAGGCAGAGGCAAUUGAUCAGAUUAAGAUGUACUGCGACAAGAAAACAAUGUUUGAAAAAUACCAUGUAUCUAUAGGGAAAUGUAUUGAGAAUUGUGCCAUUGAAGCUGUGCACGACGCAUGCCAGACCCAAAGAAAUAUCUUGAGCCAACUGAAAAUUGGCAAUUUAAGAAACUCUGGCCAUUUGGUCUCUGCUAUUAUUAAAACUUCUUGGCCGAAGCGUGACGAUGGAAAUCCAAUUACAGACAACUAUGAGGUUCUGCAGCACUUAAUGCAAUGGACUGAUGCAGAAUUUAUAUUCAAACUGUAUGGGACUAACCCUAAGAGCGAAAUGCCUGAAGACAUUGAAGAACUGGUAAUGCUAUCAAAUGCAGUCAUUCUAGAUGCUACACAUGGAGUAAUGAAUGGAAGUAUACAGCUGGAACGUCUGGAAUGCAUCUUGGAGAACAAGAAGCAGUUCUCAAACAUAUGUAGAUUAGUAACUGAAGUAAAAGAAAAAUUUCCAAUAUCCCGCUUGGAAAAAGUGUUACAAUGGAGACAGCAGGAGAUGCAGUCUUUGAAAGAAGAACAUGAUUGUGUGGACAGUUUGCUGAAGAUGUGCCAGACCAUCCGAGAGUCUAUAAAUGUUGAUCUUUCAGAGAUUGAGGAAAGGCACUCAGAAAAUUUGCUACCGCAAAAACUGAAUGAAUUGGUGUCUGUAAAGACUUUUGACCCUGAAGACCAGCCAAGCAAUGCUGUUUCAUAUUAUAAUCUCAGUAAAAACGUGAUGACUAUGGCUCAAAAACUUCACACUCUAAGAAAAAGUUGUAUUUUCGCUACAUGUUGGGAAAGUGAAGCUUGUUGUGUUGAAGAUUCAGAUGACUUUGAAUGGACCAUUGAUGAUUUAGUGACCACAUUGUUCACUCCCUGUUUUGACCUAUAUAAACAGAUUUAUGAAGACCUCAAAUCUGGUCUGGUGACAUUUGAUGUUGUGGACACUUUUUUGAAGGAUUUUAAGAACAAUGACAGUGAAUUGCGUGCUGAAUUCCGCAUCAUGCAACGUUUACGCACAGAGGAUAAUGGUCAAUGGAUUGAUGAACGCCUAACGCAAAUCAAACAGUACCAUCAACUUCAUGUUGCCUUUGAUUCAGCCAAGAUUGUAACUGACCUGAAAAAUUGCUUACACCUUUCUGGAGAUUUCAGUACCCUGGACACAUUGCUGCACUUUGCUGAUGACUUUGAGAACUACAAGCAGAAACCUUUGUCUUGUAUCAAUGAUGAAAUCAUGAAGACAAAAAAACUUCUGUCGGAGAUAACAGAGCAACGAGCCAAAUGUCUUAAAGAAGUGAUACUGAGAAAAGACUUUUUCUUUUGGGUGAAAGAAGGAUUGGAAGAUAUUAAUGAACUGAAGGUGUUUGUUGACUUGGCCUCCAUUUCUGCUGGUGAGAAUGACAUGGAUGUAGACCGCGUGGCCUGUUUCCAUGACACCGUUCUGGGGUAUUCUUCACUACUCUUCGAGCUGAAAACAGACUUUGGAUUUGAUAAAUUAAUGGGAUGCUUUAAUAAACUCUGGAAUGCACUAGAAAAUGACCAAAAUCUUCCAAAUAAAUUGAGGGAUUCUGCUCGUCAUAUAGAGUGGCUUAAAACGGUCAAAGAGAGUCAUGGGUCUGUGGAAUUGUCAUCUUUGUCCUUGGCAACAACAAUUAACAAAAAAGGCAUCUACAUCAUUCAAGCACCCAAAGGAAACAGAAAGAUUACUGCAGACAGUGUCCUUAGUUUGACACUUCCAGACGGUAAUGAAGAUGGUGAGGAAGUGCGGACCUAUAAUCUAGAAGAGCUCAAGGAGCUUCUGAACAAACUCAUGCUUAUGUCUGGGAAGGGGGAGCAGGGCAAUGUUGAAGUUGAAAAGUUUUCAGAGAUUUUUUCCAAUGUACAAAGGCUUGCCAGUUCGUUCAUUGAUCUUUACUUGGCUGGAAAUAUGUUGUUCAGGACUUGGGAAGCAUCAAUCUACUGCUCUGAUGACAUGAAAGAUGGAAUUAGAAUGAAGUUCAAUGUCGGUGAUAUUGGUGAACUGGAAGCUCUGGGAUCACUUACUGAACUGCUUCCAAGUGUGUGCAAAACUAUUGAAAACUUCUUGGAAGAGUGGAUAGCAUUUAUGAACAGAGAGCGAUCCCAGCUUUACUACUUAAACUAUUACACCGCAGAGCAACUGGUUUACCUGUGCCAACAGUUUCAGAGGAGAGAUAUACAGGAAGAGGCUCUUGUAAUGUUAUCCUUUAUCAAGCAUGAGUGCACAAAAGUAAACAAUGUUAAAGCCUUAUAUUACCCAAAGACCAGUUGUACAGACCCCUCGGUUGGUUUUGGCUCUCCAGAUAAGAUGGGAUUUAUGUCAAAAUUAAAGAAAUGUACAAAUGUGAUGGAGAAGCUGGGGGCUGUCUGGGAUUUUUCCAUGAAUUAUAUGAGCUCCUUAUUCCCUGAAUGUCUUGAUAUUGACAGACUUGGCCGCUGCUUGGCAGCUUUGGCAGAUGCUGAGGAGACACCAGUGAUGCGUGAUCUUCAUCCCAGUCUACAGCAAGGUUGUCCUAAUUUGGUCCUUUGUCACAGAUCAGAAAUUUUGUCUACCACUAUUGCCACAUACAUGCAUAGUUCAACACAACCACUGCCAUCAUACGAUGAAGUUCUCCUCUGCACACCACAGACUACAUUUGAAGAAGUGGCUUUAUUUUUGAGGAGAUGUCUCACCCCUGGCUGUAAGGGUAGAAAGAUCUAUAGCUUGCUGUUUGCAGAUGAACUCAGCUAUGAAACAGCAUACAAGUCAGAACAGCUGUUUCAACAGUUACAAUCACAAGGAAUGGAAAAGUAUAACCUUGUGAUUCUGUGCAACAGUGACAAGGAGCACUGCUACAUCCCUUCUGUCUUCAGCAAAUACAAAGUACACCUGAUUCCUCAGAGACCCCUAUCUGAAAUACAGGGUUAUUUAGCAAACCACUUUGCAGUCGGUAAAGAUAUCAUCUCAGCAGCUUCCUGUUUUAAGAAUGGGAUGAGUGUUGGUAUAGUGGCAUCCGAACGAGCAGGAGUUGGUAAGUCUCUAUACGUAAAGAGAUUGCACAAAGCGCUGGAGGACAAAUUUCCAAGCAAGAAACCGAUUCAUAAAAUUAUUCGACUGAUCAAGUCAAAGGUUGAUGAAAACAAGGUGCUUCAAACACUUCUUCCUUUUCUAAGACGCGAGCACAAAGCCAGACCUAUUAUAUUUCACAUUGAUAUUACAUCUUCCGUGAAUAGUGGAAUUUCAGAAUUUCUCUUCAAGCUUUUGGUUCUGCAGUACCUGAUGGAUUCGGAAGGACGAAUAUGGAAAUGCCAUCCCUGCCAAUUAUACAUCAUUGAGAUCCUGGAAUGCCCUGGUUCUUUGUAUCAGAAGCAACCAGUAUCUAUUCAUCAUGCAAGGCAGAGUUCUUUUACUGAUUUUUUCCCCAAGAUAUCAUGUCGUUCCCCAAAAGAGGUACUGGCUAGAGUCACAGAGAAUCACUCUAAAGACUCCGGGGACCCAGAAAUGGACACUGAGGAAUUUCGUAGCGAAUGUUUUCAGAGACCAUUCCAGUACUUGGUUCGUUUUCAGCAAAAUCGUAAUUUAGAUGCCUUUAUAUAUAGAAAAGGCUCUGUGGAAGGAACUCCAGCAACAUGUCUCCAGAUGUUCUUACUGUACUGUGGAAUGAUUGAUCCAUCUUGGUCAGAACUAAGAAACUUUACGUGGUUUUUAAACCUUCAGCUGAAAGACUGUGAAUCUUCAACAUUCUGCAAUCCUGAAUUUGUUGGCGAUACUCUGCAAGGGUUUAAAAGAUUUGUAGUAAAUUUUAUGAUACUAAUGGCAAAGGACUUUGCAACACCUUCAUUGCACAUUGCAGAUCAAAGUCCAGGAAGGCAAACGUUGGACCUAAAUGAUACCCGUGAAGAAGACCUUGCUCCUUUUUUGCUACGUAAAAAAUGGGAAUCUGAGCCACAUCCCUACAUUUUUUUCAACGAGGACCACGUGUCCAUGACAUUCAUCGGUUUCCACCUGCGUGUAAAUAACGCAGGUGGAGUGGAUGCAAUUAAUCCUAGAAAUGGCUGUGUAAUCCAGAACAAUGUCAUGACCCAACAACUCUAUGAAGGGUUAAGGUUUCAGAGAGUUCCUUUCAAUGUUGACUUUGACAAGUUACCUAGAGAUGAAAAAAUAAGCAGACUAUGCAUGGUCUUGGGCAUUCAGUGGCCCUUUGAUCCUGAUGACACAUAUGAGCUCACCAUGGACAAUAUACUCAAGAUUUUGGCCAUUAAAAUGAGGUUUCGAUGUGGUAUCCCUGUUGUAAUCAUGGGGGAAACCGGAUGUGGAAAAACCAGACUAAUAAAGUUUUUGUGUCAUCUGUGCAAGGGAUUUGCUGAAACGGAUAACAUGAAGCUUGUAAAAGUCCAUGGAGGUACCAGUGCUGACACAAUCUACAAAAACAUUUUGGAGGCGGAAGUUAGAGCUCUCAGAAAUAAAGAACAAUUCCAAUGCGAUACUGUAUUGUUUUUUGAUGAAGCUAAUACAACAGACGCCAUCAGCAGCAUCAAGGAAGCCUUGUGUGACCAUACUGUGGAUGGGAAGCCUUUAAGAGAAAACUCUGGACUGCAGAUUAUUGCUGCCUGUAACCCUUAUCGGAAGCACACUGACGAAAUGAUUGACAGAUUAGAGUCUGCUGGUUUAGGGUACAGAGUUAAAGCAGAUGAGACCAAAGAAAGGCUUGGUACCAUUCCCUUAAGACAGCUUGUUUACCGUGUACAUGCCUUGCCUCCCAGUGUAAUGCCACUUGUGUGGGAUUUUGGACAGUUGAACAAUGAAACUGAAAAGAAGUACAUCCAACAGAUUGUACAACGGCUGGCAAAAGAUUUGGGCAUUUCCACCGAUGACAUUCAAUUAUUAACUAAUGUACUUUCCACUUCUCAGUCAUACAUGAGAAAAAGAAAUGAUGAAUGCAGUUUUGUUAGCUUGAGAGACGUGGAGCGAUGCAUAGAGGUCUUUAAAUGGUUUUAUAACCAUAGUGGUCAACUAUUACAAAACCUGAAAACGAUGGGCCAUAAAAUGCCAACUACAAAAAAUGUAUCAGUUUGGUGCUUGGUCCUUGCUGUUGGUGUAUGCUACCAUGCCUCUUUAGAGGCCAAAGAGUCCUACAGAAAAGCUAUAUGUAAAGCUUUUCCACGGCCAUACAAUGAUCCAUCAGAGAUACUGCAGGAAAUCACAACUAUGCAGGAUCUUUUCUUAUCUGGGGUACAUUUAAGAGAUACCAUUGCCAAGAAUCUUGCUUUGAAGGAAAAUGUAUUCAUGAUGGUUGUCUGCAUUGAACUUAAGAUCCCUUUAUUUCUCGUUGGAAAGCCUGGGAGCUCAAAAUCUUUGGCAAAAACUAUUGUAGCAGAUGCCAUGCAAGGCCAAGCUGCUCAUACAGAGCUAUACAAAUCCCUUAAACAAAUCCACCUGGUUUCCUUUCAAUGCAGUCCUCACUCAACUCCUGAAGGCAUCAUAGGAACUUUUAAGCACUGUGCUCGCUUCCAAGAGAGCAAGAAUUUGGAUGAAUAUGUAUCUGUGGUCGUCUUAGACGAGAUCGGCCUCGCAGAAGACUCUCCAAAAAUGCCCCUAAAGACUCUUCAUCCUUUGCUAGAGGAUGGAUGCAUUGAAGAUGAUCCCUCCCCUCACAAAAAGGUUGGCUUUAUAGGAAUCUCUAACUGGGCACUCGAUCCAGCAAAAAUGAACAGGGGAAUUUUUGUAUCUCGGGGAGAUCCUAGUGAAAAUGAACUUAUUGAAAGUGCUAAGGGAAUCUGCUCCUCUAAGAGACUAGCCUUCCAGAAGGUUAAGUCUCAUUUCCAAGACUUUGCAAAGGCUUACCAAAAGGUUUGUGACACUCAGAAGGAACAAAAUAAGGAAUUCUUUGGAUUGCGUGACUUUUACAGUCUGAUUAAAAUGGUGUUUGCAUAUACCAAGCAUUCACAGGAGGAGCCGAGUUUGAAUCAGAUAGCUCGUGCUGUCUUACGGAAUUUCAGCGGGAAAGAUGAAAUCAAUGCCUUGGAAAUUUUUAUGCCUACAAAAGGAGAAACCCUUAGAGACAGUAAUAAAACAUUGGACUUGGUGAUAGAGAACAUUAAAAGUGAUCCAGAUGACAACGAAUGUCGGUAUUUGCUUAUACUGACGAAAAACUAUGCUGCUUUACAGAUCCUCCAGCAAGCUUUACGUACAGAGGAUCAACAACCUGAAAUUAUAUUUGGUUCCAGCUUCCCGAAAGACCAAGAGUAUACUCAGAUCUGCAGAAACAUCAACCGCAUUAAGAUCUGUAUGGAAACCGGACAAAUGGUCAUACUUCUCAAUCUUCAAAAUCUGUAUGAGAGUCUGUAUGAUGCACUGAACCAGUACUAUGUCUACCUAGCUGGCCAAAAAUAUGUUGACUUGGGUCUUGGAACACAUCGAGUGAAAUGCAGAGUGCAUCCAAAGUUCCGAUUGAUUGUCAUAGAAGAAAAAGAAGUGGUGUACAAAGAUUUUCCAAUACCUCUGAUAAACAGACUUGAAAAGCAUUACUUGGAUAUAAACACUGUUCUAAGUGAUAAACAAAAAAGUGUUGUUGCGGACCUUAACAACUGGAUAGACUAUUUCACUGCUGCUAAGACGGAACACCUUUUGGAAAAACGAGAAUAUAGCCCAUCUGAUGUAUUUGUGGGAUACCACUCAGAUACCUGUGCUUCAGUCGUUUUGCAAAUCACCAAAAACCAUGCAGAUCCAAGCCAUGGAAGUAAAAGAACGGUGAAGGAUGCAGCAAAAUUGGUCUUGUUGAAGUGUGCGACACCUGACUCUGUCGUCCGUCUUGGUAACAAAGAAUUAAUUGAUGAAUAUUUCAAGAGACAAAAUCACGGUUCUCUUCUGGAUUUUCUGCACAGCCACAUUGGUACAGAAUCUGGCAAUCAAGCAUCAUACACAGAGAUAACCACGUUUUCUCGGCUCCUUACAUCACCUGACAAGAAUAUCUUAGAAGUUGGGUUACAGAACCAGGUUAAAAACAUUGAAAUCUUGUCCCUUCAACAGUUUGACACAGAAUAUUCAUUCUUGAAAAAAAUAAGGGGAUUCCUUGAACAUGCACGUGGAAUUCAAAUUCUGAUUAUACAGACCGAUUUUGAGGAAGGUUCUCAAGGAGCUCAUCUUGUUGCAUCAGCAAAGUACUCCACAGUAAAUGAAGUUAAUAAAGUGAAUAUUGCGGAUGUCUCGGUGUUUGUUUAUUUCAUAACCAAGCUUCCCAGAAUGCACGGUGGGACAUCGUACGUUGGCUUCCGUGGAGGGCUGUGGCAAUCUAUACAUAUAGAUGAUCUAAGGAAGUCAAAAGAUAUGGUGUCAGACAUAACGGACUUACAACAUUUCACCAUAAGCCAACUGUUCCAAGACAACGGAACCAAGAGUAUGCAUGAGAAUGGGAAAGCAGUUGAGAGUGAUCGAGAAGAGUACAGAAUACAAAAUCCAGAGGCAGAUGUUCAAAUGGCUGAUGAGAGCAGUGAGCGGAUGGACUGUGAGCCAACUCAAGAGCCAGAAAUGGAAGAUGAAGAAAUGGAUACAGAUAUCACCAAUGAAACUCACACUCCCAAAGUGACUCCUGGCUGGGAGACUGCACACAAACCUGAAGAUUUAAUAGACACUACCAUUCUCAUCCGGAGUUGUGUACAAAAUGCUAUAGGAAUGCUGAGGGAUGAGGAGAGAAUUUCAAGUCGCAACACUAGGAGGGUGGACAUACUGAUAGACCUGCUGAGUUCAGAGGACCAGAUAAAAGCCUCCUUCUUAAAAAUGCUAAAACGUCGCCUUCACCUUAUACUUAAAGACCAGGAAGAAAAUGCUUAUUCAGCAAAAGAGUGGGUCAUACGAGAGGCCGCUAAUCCUAAAGCUUUACAGGAAGCUGGUACUUUCAGGCAAACCUUGUGGAAACGUAUUCAGACGUCUGUAACUCCCAUCUUGGCACACCUUCUGUCCAUACUGGACUCUGAUGCCAACCUGGAUAUUUUGGUGAACCCCGAUGUGCCCGACUUCCUGAAAGUUCUGUGGAUGUUUAUUUUCAGUAAUGAACAUUUUCUAAAUAUUUCCUAUUAUAGAAGUGAACAAAGCUCUCAAGCCAACACAAUAAGAGUGAAAAACAACAUGAACCUCAUGCGUUGGAAAACAAAUUGCAUACCCUUCAGCUGGAGGAUAAAAGACUAUUUGGAGGGAAUAUGGGCACACGCUCAGUACAUUGAAUCCUCGCAUGGUUGUGUAGAGAAAUUCUUACACAUCUUCUCAAAGGCCCCACUGGGAAAGCACCUUUCCUUACUGAGCAAGGAUGACCAAGACACGGUCUUCUUGUUCUAUAAGAGAGACUUCAUCAUCCUAACCAUGAAUGUUUCAUGUGAUAUAGAGUUAAUGCUUAUGGAACUUGCUUUUUCGAUGUGUAUCGAGGAGUUAACACAAUCAACAGAAGAUACUGAGUUGACUCUUCCGUGGGUGCAUCUGGCCUAUCAUACAUUCAAGCACAGGCUGCAAACUCUAUCUAGGAUUACUGCCCUAAUGCCAUCAGUCCUAAAAGACCUUGAGCAAAAAGCAAAAGAGAUGAGCAAUGAACAGAUGGUUAUUGAUAUUUAUGCUGCCAUCGCUUGCUUAGAAAGGUUGAAAGAGUCUUUACUGACAUCGGACCCAAAUACUUGUCUUCGUCAAGUAAAAAAUAUACAAAUGACCAUGGAACUUAUCUGUUCAGAAAACUACUUGCAGGACCAGAGUCCUGUGUGCAUACCAGGGAUCAACCACAUCAGGUGCAUGUGGAACAGCCUGUAUUCCAUGGCUUUAUUUGUAGAACAUGUACUAUUACAAAGCAAUGAACAGACUUUGGAGGUAGAAGAACUGUUACAGACAAGAACAAUUCAGCUUGGCGCGAUCUUAGAGAACUGUAUCGAUAUAAAAUCUGAAAAACCCUUCCUGGAUGUUGUUGGUUUUCUUCAUGACUGCAGAGAGGAAGUCGGUAAAUCUACAUCAAGGUUUGGCAUGCCAGUGUGUUCAGUCUGCCAAGAAGACCCCAAUGAGCCAGUCUGCCUGACUUGUGAUCAUAUAUUCUGUCGACGUUGUAUAACACGUUGGUUGGAGUCUGGAAGAAACAGCUGCCCUCUAUGUAAAGCCAUAUUACCCGAGGAUGUACCCAUUGUUGUGUCAGAGAACGUCAGGGACGCCAUCCAGAGAAGUGUUCAGUUCAGACAACGGUGCAAUGGAUUCUUCAUUGACAUUGUAUGCACCAUGUGCUUUAAAGAUAACACGCCUCCCGACACCGAAGUGAUACUUCAUCUUCUUGACUUGCUUUUCACCACCAAAGAUGACCAAAAUGGUUCAAGGAAUUAUACAAAGGCUCUUUCCCCAUUUGAUGACGCUGUUGACAAAACUCCAGUGAUCCGCUCUGUAAUAUUGAAGUUGCUUCUUAAGUACAGCUUUAAUGAAAUAAUAAAUUAUGCCGAAGAGUACUUAAAAAGAGUACAAACUAAUCAUAUUCUUACUAAAGAGGAUACCACGGAAGUAUAUAUGCUGUUUCUUAACUGCCUGGAGGAUGCUCUGUAUGAAAGGAGACAAGGUAUCAACAAAGAUGCGCAUCUUAAAGAGGAUGGGGAGUUCCUGCAGCAUUACCUACAAAACAGUCAACGCAGACAAAAAGAGUCAGUACUAUGGAAACUUCAGGACAUUGCCAGGAUUAGGUUGGCGCUGGACCUGGCAGCUGAAGUGCUCUUUGAAGAAACUGUCCGAGGAAGCGAUACGUUUUUGCAGAAUGUGGUUCGGUUUUGCACAUAUUCUGGCAACGACUGGCACAGGGUUUAUUUAAUCCGUAAAUUGGCGAACCUCCAUGGAAUUGAUGCAGUCCAAAGACAUUUCAAGGACCACAAAACCCGAUGGAUGUUUCCUCCACAAAUAUUUCAAACACAGGAGCAAACCAACCAAAUUGACCUGUUCUUGGUGCAUGGUGAACCCUACAGAUAUUUGAGAAAUGGUCUUGGAAAAGCAUUGCUUGAAUGUAAAGAAGAAAGCAUAAGAAAAGCAGUAGAGGAAUCUAAAGGUCCAGAUUGUGAGCUGUCUGUUCAUAUGCUCCUUGCGAUCUUCAGAGAAAUAACCAUGCAGCAUGGAUCUCAAAACCAAGACGCUGCAGCAGCACCAGAUUCUGUGAUAACCUACGUCCAGAAAGCCAGAUGUCUCCAGGACAGAGAAGUUCAGCAAUUUUUACAGUCCCUGCUCAAUAACAGCCGGCCCAUCCUGAGAGUUUUCCCACAGAUGUCCGGCGUGCAAAGUGCUGUUACCGGAAUGAUCGUACACUUUGCCGCUAUUCUCCUGAAAGUGAAAAAUAAUCUUCUUGCUCCACUUUUUAAUUUGGCUUUUGCCCCAAACCGAAUGCAGAAUUCCUUCCUACCCACAAUGCCAGAGGACACGUUUAGUAAGGCUAAAGGUGCCUUACCGGAUGUGCAAUGGUACCUUUGCCCAAAUGGUCACUAUUGCGCAAUCGGGGAGUGUGGUCGACCAAUGCAAAUCAGCACCUGCGUGGACUGUGGGGCAAAGGUUGGAGGAGUUAACCAUACACCGCAACCAGGAUUUCAGAGGAUGCAACAUGAGACUGACCAAACGAAGCAUGGUCACGUUCUGGGAGAUCCAAAACGAUUGGAGGAUGCUGUGGCUCCAGACAGAGAAAUACCUGCUCCUGCCUUUAUUGUCUUGAGGCUUCUGACACACCUGGCAAUGCUCCUCGGAGCAGAAGAAGACACACAGAGCAUGCAGUUUAUUGUGAAACCACUUGUGCCAAACGUUGGAACUUUCCUUUAUAACCAUAUUGAAAAAUGCCUCGAGCAGCUUAGGAAUUCCCUUGGAAAAAGUGCUGAUGAGACCACCACAAUCAUGCACCUUGUUUUCUGCCACAUGCUCAAGAAUCCGCACCAGCAUUCUGGGCAUUGGCCUGUUCAAUUUGAUGAAACCUGGUCAACUAAAGAAGGACGAAACAACUGGGAGAAACAUACGAAUACAAUUUUUGUUGACCCUGUGCUCAAGACGCUGAAUGCAGAUCUUCAGAAAGUAAAGAAAAUGAUAUGCAAUGAUGAAAGAAUAAGUUCCAAUCCAAUUGUUAAAAUUGUGUAUGGUGAUCCCCUUGUUAAUGGGGACCGCUUGGUGUUACCAAAAGACUCCAGUGUGCACUGUUCAAAGGUCUGGAACUGCAGGGAAAGGCUCUCUAUUGAAUAUUUACGUCAUGUGGUCCAGCAGAAGAACGGGAAGGAAGAAGUGCCAAUAUUGUGGAAAUUCUUGGAAAAAGAAAAUGAACUGAGGACGGUAAAGUUCCUACCAGAAAUCCUGAAUCUCCAAAAAGAACUAGUGAAAACGUUCCACAAUAGCAGGGACACAAGUCUACAAACAAUAGAAACAUUCUUAACCACUAUCGGAUCAGAAGGGGCACGAUUUAUCCUUAAGAAGCAUAUUGAAAACUAUAUAUGCACAUGGAAUCGACUCAAGCAAUCGCUAUUUACAAACGGUGAGAUAAAGCUUCCAGAUGAUAUGUGUCAAGAUAUUAGCCUGCAGAGUGAAAUUUCCUUUCUCCUUCCUCGUCGGCAAGGAAAAGGACUUUGCGCAACAGCGCUGAUCAGUUAUCUUAUUACCCUGCACAAUGGUUUUGUACGUGCCAUGGAAAAUUACACCAAAGAGGAGCAGAAGUAUUCCAUUAGUGCUUCGGAAGUGAUGGAUGUACAUGUCAUAAGCUAUGAGGUGGAAAAGGAUCUGGUUCCUAUAAUUCUGUCCAACUGUCAGUACAGUGUGCAGAGCGGGCAAGAAACCCUGCAAGAGUUUGACCUUCGCAAGAUCCAGCGCCAAAUCAUUAGCCGCUUUUUGCAAGGCAAACCUUUAAUAACUUUGGAUGGAUUGCCAUCCUUCAUUCUUGUCCAAGAUCGGAACUAUGAGAACAUAUUCAUGGAGGUGAAGAAAAGGCUGCCCCAGGAGACUCUUCCAAAUUCAACCAUAAAUAUUAUAAGCAAAGAUCUGAAUGCAUACAGCGAUGUCUGUGAAGCCCUGCACAUUGUUGAUGUCACCCUGGGAUUUCUUCCAACAUCAACUAAAGAUCCAGAAAAUGUGUUCACUAAAUACAUAGAGGAAGAUCUACAUAUGGUAGAGGAGACCAAUGUCCACAUCCUUGAGGCCUUGGAACGCUGUCGCUUGAAACAUGUCAUAGCUCUCUGGCAGCUGCUUACAGCCCUAAAGUCUGAGCAUCUCCUGAGACUUAAAAUGGACCCAUUUGCUGACGUGGACAAAGCGUAUAAGCAGCCGCUGAACCAAGAUAGUCAGCAAAAACUGAACAUGUUCUUAGAACAACAUGGACCGAACCUCCUCCUCCUUGAGCUCCACGAGAUGAUUCUCCUGAAACUGAAAAAGCCACGGAGUCCUGACGAAUUUAAACCUGCGUGGACAUUAAGGGAGACGUUGGGGCCGUUACUUGAUGCAAAGGAUGUAUCUUUUCCUGAAUUAGAAGCUUAUUUCCCUGAGCAGAUUGCUUUAGCUCAUUGUAUAGAGGCGUGGAAGAUCACAGCUGCCAAGAAGUGGAAGCGUCUUCAAAAAUAAAGAAUAAGAAAACCUCCAAAAUGUCCCCACACUCCAUCGAUCAUGUUGGUUUCCAACAUCCGACACAUUUACUAAUGCUGCUAACAAGUGCUGCCUUUAAGUAUCAUUAACGGCUUUAUGGCCUCACUGAUUCAGAAUUGAUCAGAAUGACUUGCAUUUCAAUGUAAUUAUUUUAGGAGACAUAUUUGAACUUCACAUAAGCAAUAUUUGUAGUUCUAGUACACAUUUAUGCAUUACUAGUACAUAGCGGGUUGUCAAUUUCCUUAGCAAUUUUUAGAAAAAUAGUCUUAAAAUAUAUAUUCUAGGUUAUUCCAGACUGAUUUAGAAAUGAAGAUUAUUUUCCUUUUUUUUUUGCUACGUGCUAUAAUGAAGUCAAGGUUUACAUAUAUAUCACUGUCUCCAGUCAAAACCCAGGUUACAGCUGAUAUGU
This is a messenger RNA of Spea bombifrons (plains spadefoot toad), 16637 nucleotides long. RefSeq names its product ring finger protein 213 (gene RNF213). Gene Ontology annotation, cellular component: cytosol; membrane; nucleolus. The transcript is spliced from 71 exons. NCBI's taxonomy places the organism in Eukaryota, Metazoa, Chordata, Amphibia, Anura, Pelobatidae. The record is from RefSeq and is a predicted model, not a curated record. The coding region runs from base 56 to 16207 and encodes 5383 amino acids. Gene Ontology annotation, biological process: negative regulation of non-canonical Wnt signaling pathway; ubiquitin-dependent protein catabolic process; sprouting angiogenesis. Gene Ontology annotation, molecular function: ubiquitin-protein transferase activity; metal ion binding; ATP hydrolysis activity.